Cantharellus anzutake is the source of this 1325-nucleotide messenger RNA. RefSeq lists its product as uncharacterized. Bases 114 to 938 code for a protein of 274 amino acids. The record is from RefSeq and is a predicted model, not a curated record. NCBI's taxonomy places the organism in Eukaryota, Fungi, Basidiomycota, Agaricomycetes, Cantharellales, Hydnaceae. The transcript is spliced from 3 exons.
CGGCUGGGUGGACCAAACUGAAUUAUGGGUCUUUCCGAGCCUCGGACAAACUAGGUCGGGCGCCAGCUACAGCUGUCUUUAGAACAUCUCAGGUAUUGGAUAAUGGUCCAAAGAUGACUAAUGUAUUUCAUUUCCGCCCCGGGCGCCUUCACUCUCACCGACUCACUCCGUCAAUGUUGUCACGCACCAUUCACUCGUCGCAUACAAUUCGUCUUUGCCCCAUGUCCUCACUUGUUCCCUCACUUUCGGGGCUCGGUCAAACACGUCAUUCUAAGAAUCGGUCUAGAAUACCUCUUCCUUCGCGCUGCACUCGUCGUCAAUUCUCCCGAUCGGUUUGCAGGUUAGAGUCCUUGUAUGAUGUACUAGAGAUUCCUCGCACUGCCUCCAAGCACCAGAUAAAGGCUAGCUUUUAUAAGCUGAGUAAAAAGUAUCAUCCUGACCUCAAUCUGACUGGGAAAGAGGGGGCGGAGGUAAAGUUUGUGGCUGUUAGUAAUGCUUGGUCCGUGCUGGGCGAUGAGAGGAAAAGACGAGCGUACGACCGGGAACUGGAUCAAGCUGCCAAAGCACCGUCAUUCAGACCGUCAGCCUCUAGUGGUGCUGGUGGCGAAGACUUCCACCGACGCCCACGUGCGACGCAUGCAUGGAGACAUCCUCGUUCUUCCGAUUUCUCCCAGAGUGACCAUCCAGGACGUCGUGCAGGUGGUAGUGGCCAUUACACACGGCAGGAAACCGGGCCUUAUCACGAUGCCUCGCCUCGUACACCUGGUGGAAGACGUACCACUGGAGGCUCUUCAGGGAGGAAAGACCCAUUGGAGGGACAGGAUCAGAGUGAUCGGCGAAUACAAGCUGAUAGUGGGGUGUGGCGCUUUGCGCAGGUGUUUGGGGUUUUCUGGAUCGUGACCGCUCUUGCUGGAGGAUUCUCUGUGAACGCUGCUUGACAUUUUCUGCUUAUUGUACAUGCGCUUUUAGAGGUUUUUUUUUAAUGUUAUAUUUUACAGACUGAAUAAUGUGGCCCAACGAUAAUGUAUUCUACAAUUUCACAUCUACGUGCGCUUGACCUGGCGUCCAAAUGCGCUUCAACACCGUUCUUUCCCCCAACACUCACGAUCUUUACAUGGUUCACCCACGCCCAACCCACGCUUGUUGUCAUGCCUCUGUUCUCCGAGGAGCGUGGCGUCGAAUUGGUCACGCCCCACUUUCAAUUGGACUUCACCUUUCCCCAGAUCGUUCAACACUAUGACCGCCCCAAAGCAGUUCGCGUCCUAUGUUGAUGCCAAUGCCGAGAGCUAUAUUCAAAGGCUUGCAAAAGCAGUUGCGAUUCCUAG